AUCCGACGCGAGGGGCGUGGCCGCGGCGGGACUUAAGGCUUUGCCGGGGACGUGGGCCGGGCGGACGCGGGCGUGACGUGAAAAAGCGAAAUGACGUGUCCCUGCGUGCGGGGCGUGGCAAGCCGUAAGGGGGCGUAGCCAAGAUGGCCGCGCGCAUGAGCUUGUCUUCCCGGUAGCGAGCGGAGGGGUUCGCGCUCAGGGAAACGUUCGGGUCAUUAGGUUCCUUCAAGUUAUUUGGGAACUGAUCAAGGUUUCAAGCUAAAGAUGGAGGUGAUGAAUCGCCUGAGGGUCAUUGUCCAAACCUCUCCGUGCAAGUCACUGUGGAGAAGAUUCCAGAUUCCGAGGUCCAUGCCAGUGAGGCCUUGCAGCCUUUACACCUGCACUUACAAAACCCGGAACCGAGCCUUGUACCCACUCUGGGAGAGCGUGGACCUGGCCCCGGGGGACGAGCGCCAGUCGCCCAUCAACAUCCGGUGGAGGGACAGUGUCUACAAUCCCGGCUUAAAACCGCUCACCGUCUCUUAUGACCCGACCACCUGCCUCCACAUCUGGAACAACGGGUACUCUUUCCUCGUGGAGUUUGAAGAUUCUGCAGAUAGAUCAGCUGCACUUGGUGCAUCAGAGUGCAGUCAAAUUUGAAAGCUUUGAGAAUGCAGCAACUGGAGGAAGGAGGAUGGUAUGGCUAUUAUACGAAUAUUUU
This is a messenger RNA of Ceratotherium simum simum (southern white rhinoceros), 700 nucleotides long. Lineage: Eukaryota; Metazoa; Chordata; Mammalia; Perissodactyla; Rhinocerotidae. The record is from RefSeq and is a predicted model, not a curated record.